Molecule: messenger RNA, 2031 nt
Organism: Plasmodium coatneyi
Lineage: Eukaryota; Apicomplexa; Aconoidasida; Haemosporida; Plasmodiidae
Product: Tryptophan-rich antigen
Exons: 2
Coding region: 1-2031 (676 amino acids)
Source: RefSeq, a predicted model, not a curated record
AUGAUUGAGCGUCUCGAAGAAAGUUGGUUUCCAAUUCUCAAAAAUGAUAAUUUUAUAAAAAAGGAAUCUUCUUCUCCAUAUAGUUCACUUUUAUCCAAGAAUCCUGAAAUAUAUGGAGUCAGUAACCCCAAUCCUUCAUUAUACUACAUGUGUAUAGCACUGUCUACUGUUUUACACUAUGGUAUAACGUGCUUUAUUAAAACGAAUUCCUCUAGAAGAAGGGAACUUCGUAGAUACCAUGACUCGUCGUACACCGAUUUUGAGGAAAUUAAAAAAAAUGAUACAAGUGCAAACUCAUCCAACGAUAAAGAUUACAACCAAACAAACAAAAUUGUCGACCAAAUUGUAAAUACAAAUUUUCCAGACAUAGAAAAUGCACCUAAUUCUAACAUAACCGAUCAGAUUUUUUCUCACGUAAUAGGCGAAUAUUCUCCAAACAUAACCAACGAAAAAUUUACAAAAAUAGAUGACCAUACAUUUUCAAAUAAUCCAGGAGAUAACUUCCCCAACUUUGAAAGAGAAAAUUUUACACAUACAACAAAAGACAAAUUUGGAAAACUCCCAAAAUCGAAAUUUCCAAUACAGAAUAGAUCCAAAUUUUCUAAGAUAAUUACACCUAGCCAAGGUAACAUAGAUAGCGAAACCUGCCCCAACGUAACCACCGAAAGGUUACUUAAUCUGAUGAAAAAAAAAUCGCCAAUUUAUGGAACUAGAAAAUCAUUAAACAGAAUAACGAAGAACUCUCCAAGCGAUGAAUCCAAAAAGAAGCCUCCCAAAGCAAAAUCCGAACAGUGUCCAAGCUUAGCAACAAAAAAAUCGCCUAACGUGGCACCAAAUAAAUCGCUUAGCAUAGAAGCAAAGAAAACGACUAAGGAAAUAUUCAAAGGGAUUCCCACGUUAAGAACCAAUAAAUCUCCUACACAAACAACAGAAAAACCUCCCGCAGAAGUUGCAAAGGAAAUUCCCAAUGCAGCAAUAGAAAAAAAAGUCACACCCGACGUACAGGAAGCGAAAGGGGGUGCAAAGUCCCACUUCCAAAAUUUUAUGCACAAUGCUGUAUUCUCAUUGAGGCUAAAAAUACGCUCACAAAUGAAUAAAAUUAGGGCAAAAUUAUUAGCAGCUAAAACGCGGCCAUCCCAAGGAAAAAAAAAAAAAGGUGACAGAAAAGGGGACAGCAAAGAAGACUCGGAAAAACCCAAAAUAGAAGAACACUCGGAGGAAUGGAAAAUACAACAAUUGGAAAAUUGGAAAAAAAACUUGGACAAAGAAUACAGUGCCUGGAAAGUUUCACUAGCGAAUGAAAACAACCAGUGGAUCCUACAGAAAAAUGUAGUUUUUGAAAAUAUCCUGAAUAGGAUAAAGGAAAAAUGGAUAUCGUGGAAUAUAUACACUUUGGAAGAUAUUAAUGAGGGCAUUAUUAGGUUAAAAGAUUUGGAGAAUGAAGAACAGUGGAGUAAGUGGUUGGACGCAAAUUGGAAACCUUAUAAUAAGCGAACCUGGAUUGACCUCAUAGAUUCGUAUGAAAAAUUGUAUUAUCAUUGGAUACGUACUCAAUGGAAUAAAUGGAAAUCCAGCAAAAUGACAGAAUGGAUAUCACAAGAAUGGAAAGUGCACGAAGAAGAAAAGUGGGAACAAUGGGAAAGUCGGAAAUGGACAAAAUGUUUUCAACGCAAAGAGAAAAACGAAUGGAUCAAAUGGAUUACAAGAAAUGAAUUGGAAAUCACCGCCAUAAGGAAUUGGCUAAAGGAAAAAGAAAAUAUGUGCUUGGAAGGCGAAGGCUGGAUAAAUUGGGAUAAGUGGAAGCAGGAAAAGUUCCAAAUUUUGGACGAAUAUUUGGAUUCGCUGAAAAAUGAAUGGCUCUCGGAGAAGAAGUGGAUGAUCUUGACGAAUGCGUCUAAGAAAGGGGAGCAGGCUGCAGAGCGGACCGCACCGGGAGGUAAAAAAACGGCUAUAAAAAAUGCACACCAAAAUAAUUAUAAAACUGACGAACAAAGUGACAAUCAAACUGACCAACAGAAUUUGGAAUGUUAA